Molecule: messenger RNA, 1360 nt
Organism: Chaetura pelagica (chimney swift)
Lineage: Eukaryota; Metazoa; Chordata; Aves; Apodiformes; Apodidae
Gene: SFPQ
Product: splicing factor proline/glutamine-rich
Exons: 13
Coding region: 1-1203 (400 amino acids)
Biological process (GO): regulation of DNA-templated transcription
Cellular component (GO): nucleus
Molecular function (GO): RNA binding
Source: RefSeq, a predicted model, not a curated record
AUGGUAUACAGGAAGAACCUCUUGGGAUUUAAAGCAAACCUCUCUCUUCUGAGGCGACCCGGGGAGAAGACCUAUACUCAGCGUUGCCGUUUGUUUGUUGGGAAUUUGCCUGCUGAUAUAACAGACGAAGACUUUAAGAGAUUGUUCGCUAAAUAUGGGGAGCCAGGAGAGGUUUUUAUCAACAAAGGGAAAGGCUUUGGAUUCAUUAAAUUGGAAUCUAGAGCUCUUGCAGAAAUUGCGAAGGCAGAACUGGAUGAUACCCCCAUGCGGGGUCGACAGCUCCGUGUUCGGUUUGCCACACAUGCUGCUGCUCUUUCAGUGCGCAAUCUUUCACCCUAUGUGUCUAACGAGUUGCUGGAGGAAGCUUUUUCCCAGUUUGGUCCAGUGGAAAGAGCUGUUGUGAUUGUAGAUGACCGAGGUAGAUCAACAGGAAAAGGCAUUGUUGAAUUUGCAUCAAAGCCAGCUGCAAGAAAAGCAUUUGAACGGUGUACUGAGGGAGUGUUUUUGUUGACAACCACUCCUAGGCCAGUUAUUGUGGAACCAUUGGAGCAACUGGAUGAUGAAGAUGGUCUUCCAGAAAAGCUUGCUCAGAAGAACCCGAUGUAUCAAAAAGAAAUGGAGCAACCUCCCCGUUUUGCUCAGCCUGGCAGCUUUGAAUUUGAAUAUUCCCAAAGGUGGAAAUCUUUAGAUGAAAUGGAAAAACAGCAGAGAGAGCAAGUGGCAAAAAACAUGAAAGAUGCCAAGGACAAACUUGAAAGUGAGAUGGAAGAUGCUUAUCAUGAGCAUCAGGCAAACCUCUUGCGGCAAGACCUCAUGAGGCGCCAGGAGGAGCUGCGGCGUAUGGAAGAGCUCCAUAACCAAGAAAUGCAGAAACGCAAGGAAAUUCAGCUGAGGCAGGAGGAGGAGCGUCGCAGGCGGGAAGAGGAGAUGAUGAUACGUCAGCGGGAGAUGGAAGAACAAAUGAGAAGACAGAGGGAAGAGAAUUAUAGUAGAAUGGGUUACAUGGAUCCAAGGGAGAGAGACAUGAGAAUGGGUGGUGCCACCACAAUGAACAUGGGAGAUCCUUACGCUUCUGCAGCCCAGAAAUUCCCACCUCUUGGAGGUGGUGGCGGCAUAGGUUAUGAAGCUAAUCCAGGAGUUGGCCAAGCAGCCAUGAGUGGUUCUAUGAUGGGAAGUGACAUGGUGAAGAUGAAGGCUGAAUGAAACUGGAGUGCUCAUCCAUGGAAGUUCAGGAGCUGAGCAUGAGCACAUCCAGCAUGAUGCCCAGUGAUAUCUGGAUGGACCAAGAUACCAAGCGAACAAAAGAAGAUGAAGUCAAUGCAGUGAAGAGGAGCCAGGAGCAUACAAUUAAAAAAAAUAA